AUGGUGGCAACAGGCUUCCUCAGCAAUGCAGGCCGUGCCUGGAGGAGGAGGUACGCGGGGGUGAGAUGCUGGUGGGCUGGGCUGGGCGAUGGCUGGGAUGAGGACAAAAGGUUGCUCCAAACGCCUGGCCCCAACGUCUACCUUCUUGCCGAACAGAGACACGACGAAGAGGCGGUGAUCGACCAGGGAAGAACGAGCAACGUUGUCAAUAUUCACUAUGAGAAGGAGGAGUUGGAAGAUACCCCGUCCCAGCGGGUGCAGUUCAUCCUCGGGACCGAGGAGGAUGAGCAGCAUGUCCCCCAUGACUUGUUCACCGAGCUGGAUGAGAUCUGCAUGAAAGGGGAUGAAGAUGCCGAGUGGAAGGAAACGGCAAGGUGGCUGAAGUUCGAGGAGGAUGUGGAAGAUGGUGGCGAGCGCUGGAGCAAGCCCUACGUGGCCACGCUGUCCUUGCACAGCCUCUUCGAGCUGAGGAGCUGCAUCCUCAACGGGACGGUGCUGCUGGACGUUUGUGCCAACAGCGUCGACGAGAAUGCAGAUAUGAUCCUGGGCCAGCAAGACCAGUCCACGGAGUUUGACGAGCCCAUGCGGGCGAAGGUUCGAGAGGUCCUUUUGAAGAAGCAUCACCACCAGAACGAGAAGAAAAGAAACAAUCUCCUCCCCAUCGUCCGCUCGUUUGCUGACGUGAGCAAGAAGCAGUUAGAGCUGCACCAGCCAGCCCAAACACUCACCCCUCAUCCUUCUCCCACCACUGCAGAAGCUAAAUAUGGGGUGAACCACGAGCCCAACUCGAUGGAUUUAAGCAAGGCGGAGCUGCACUUCAUGAAGAAAAUCCCCACUGGGGCUGAAGCCUCCAACGUGCUCGUGGGAGAGCUGGAUUUCCUUGGGCAGCCCAUCGUGGCGUUCGUCCGCCUGACCCCGGCCGUCCUCCUCUCAGGCAUGACGGAGGUUCCCAUCCCAACAAGAUUCCUGUUUGUUUUGCUUGGCCCUGAAGGAAAAGCCCACCAGUACCAUGAGAUCGGCAGGUCCAUGGCUACCCUCAUGACGGAUGAGGUUUUCCAUGAUGUUGCCUAUAAAGCCAAGAACCAGGCUGACCUCGUGGCCGGCAUCGACGAGUUCCUGGACCAGGUCACGGUCUUGCCACCAGGCGAGUGGGAUCCUUCGAUCCGAAUCGAGCCCCCGAAGAAUGUCCCUUCUCAGGAAAAAAGGAAGAUGCCAGGAGCUCUUGAUGACAGCGCUUCUCACAGCAAGCCGGAGAAACACAGCGGUCCUGAACUGGAGCGGACGGGCAGGCUCUUUGGAGGUUUGAUCUCGGACGUGAAGAGGAAAGCACCGUGGUUCUGGAGCGACUUUCGGGACGGGCUGAGACUGCAGUGCCUGGCAUGCUUCCUCUUCCUCUACUGUGCCUGCAUGUCCCCGGUCAUCACCUUCGGGGGGCUGCUGGGGGAGGCGACCGACGGCCACAUCAGUGCCAUGGAGUCGCUGCUGGGUGCUUCCAUGACCGGCGUGGUGUAUUCCCUCUUCGCUGGCCAACCCCUCACCAUCCUCGGCAGCACUGGCCCUGUCCUCGUGUUCGAGAAGAUCCUCUACAAGUUCUGCAAGGACUACUCGCUCUCCUAUCUCUCUCUGCGGACGUGCAUCGGGCUGUGGACCGCCUUCUUCUGUGUGGUGCUGGUGGCCACCGACGCCAGCUGCUUGGUGUGCUACAUCACCCGCUUCACCGAAGAAGCCUUCGCCUCCCUCAUCUGCCUCAUCUUCAUCUACGAGGCUCUCGAGAAGCUGGGUCACCUGCGCGAGACCUACCCCGUGCACAUGCACAGCCAGCUCGACCUCCUCACCGUCUACUACUGUAAGUGCGAGGCGCCGGCCAGACCCAGCAACGAAACCGCGCGUUUCUGGGAGAGCAACGGGAUUAAUGUGUCUGGCAUCACCUGGGAAAACCUCACGGUGACCGUAAGUGCCCCGAGCCACCGCUUCCUCAUGCCACAGCCAGGGGGUGUUCAUGGCCCUGCCUGUGGAAGCCAUGGCCCCUACGCUCCUAAUGUCCUCUUCUGGUGCUGCAUCCUCUUCUUCUCCACCUUUGUGCUCUCAAGCUUACUGAAGAAGUUUAAAACCAGCCGUUACUUCCCAACCAGAGUCCGGUCCACAGUGAGCGACUUUGCUGUUUUCCUCACCAUCGUUGUCAUGGUGCUCACUGACUUCCUGAUGGGGAUCCCCUCACCGAAGCUCCACGUCCCCCAUAUGUUCAAGCCUACUAGAGACGAUCGCGGGUGGUUCAUCAACCCCAUCGGACCCAACCCUUGGUGGACGGUGUUGGCCGCGCUCAUCCCGGCUCUGCUCUGCACCAUCUUGAUCUUCAUGGACCAGCAGAUCACCGCCGUGAUCGUGAACAGGAACGAGCACAGGCUGAAGAAGGGCUGUGGGUACCACCUGGAUCUUUUCAUGGUGGCCGUGAUGCUCGGGGUGUGCUCCGUGAUGGGGCUGCCUUGGUUUGUGGCUGCGACCGUCCUGUCCAUCACCCACGUGAACAGCCUCAAAGUGGAGUCUGCCUGCUCAGCUCCGGGAGAGCAGCCCAAGUUCCUGGGGAUACGCGAGCAGAGAGUCACCGGCUUGAUGAUCUUUGUGCUCAUGGGCUGCUCCGUCUUCUUCACUUCUCUCUUAAAG
Molecule: messenger RNA, 2661 nt
Organism: Apaloderma vittatum (bar-tailed trogon)
Lineage: Eukaryota; Metazoa; Chordata; Aves; Trogoniformes; Trogonidae
Product: electroneutral sodium bicarbonate exchanger 1-like
Exons: 18
Biological process (GO): transmembrane transport; monoatomic anion transport; regulation of intracellular pH
Cellular component (GO): plasma membrane
Molecular function (GO): sodium:bicarbonate symporter activity; monoatomic anion transmembrane transporter activity; solute:inorganic anion antiporter activity
Source: RefSeq, a predicted model, not a curated record